Messenger RNA from Argiope bruennichi, 2054 nucleotides. Its product is annotated as FAD synthase-like. The coding region runs from base 277 to 1803 and encodes 508 amino acids. The transcript has a single exon. Lineage: Eukaryota; Metazoa; Arthropoda; Arachnida; Araneae; Araneidae. Gene Ontology annotation, molecular function: FMN adenylyltransferase activity. Gene Ontology annotation, biological process: FAD biosynthetic process. The record is from RefSeq and is a predicted model, not a curated record.
UUUGUUUUGUAAACAUACACGAGAAUGUUGUUUAUUUCCGAUAGUGAUAAAGAUUUCUUAAGAAAUUUUAUCUGACAUUGUUCUUAUUUUUAAAUAACUAAAAUAAGUUUUUAUAAAAUUAGGCUAAUGUUAUUUUGUCUUCACACUAAGUAUAUGUUUCCUUAAAGAAAAUUUGUUACAUGUUUCCGCCUUUAUGAUAAAGGUAGCGAAUUUUGCCUUACUUUCCUCCAUACACAGUUUGCAGUAACUUUACUGAAUAAAAUUUUCAAAAGCAAUAUGUUAUUAAGAAACUUUAGUCGAAUUUUAUUUUAUCGGAGUUAUUUGCCACGAUCAUUUUCAAAUCCUUUUUCCUCAUUACCAUCAGAAGUAACCGCUGGUAUUUUAAUUAUUGGCGAUGAAAUUUUAAAUGGGCAUACAAAAGACACAAAUAGUUACUUUUUAAUAAAUAAUUUAAAUUCCUCUGGUCUCAAAAUAAAGAAGAUAUCAAUAUUACGAGAUGAUAUAAACGCUAUUGCCGAAGAAGUUUCGGAAUUAUCGAAAAAGUGCACUGUUGUUUUGACCAGCGGUGGUAUUGGACCUACCCAUGAUGAUAUGACGUAUGAGGCAGUGGCAAAAGCAUUUGGAGAUACUCUUGAUAUCAACACAGAAUUGUUUUCAGUGUUAAAAGAAUAUUUUGGCCCUAAUGCAGACGAAAAUCCAGCAGUCAUCAAACUUUCUACCAUUCCAAAAUCAGCAAUUUUGAAUUAUGGUAUUGAUAAAUAUGGCAAGAAAGGAAGAUACCCAUUAGUGUCUGUCAAAAAUAUAUAUAUGAUGCCAGGUGUGCCAAUGCUUUUGGAGCGAUCUUUCCGGAUUUUUAAAUCGAGUUUUAUGCUUCAUAACAAGCCGCUACAAGUGAAAAACAUAUUUCUUGCCAUUGAUGAAUUCUCUGUUACACCCAUUCUUAAUGAAGCUGUGAAAUUAUUUGAAAACCACAUUAAAUUUGGAUCUUAUCCUGCUUUCAGCGAAAAUUACUACAAAGUGAAGCUUACUCUUGAAAGUGAUGAUGAGGAAUGGAUAAACAAAGCAUGCUGUUAUUUUAAAGAAAAAUUGCCACCAGGGAGUAUUGUUUCUCUAAAAGAGAACUUAUUAGAAUCUGCACCAGAAAAAUUAUUUGCAUUUGCAAAUAAUAAUUCUUUUCUUCAAUCAGCUAUUUUGGUUACAGAAGAAAUUUUAUCUCAGUAUUCACCAUCGGAAAUAUGUAUUUGUUUUAAUGGUGGUAAAGACUGCACAGCAUUGCUUCACUUAUUGUACUGUUGUGUUCAAAAAAGAAAUCCCGACAACUGGAAUAACAUAAAAAUUUUGUAUGUUAAAAGUGGAGAAACAUUCAAAGAAGUGGAUACUUUCAUUGAAAGCACUGUCAAAAACUAUAAGCUGAAUCUAAUAACUAUGAAUGGAAAACUAAAAGAUUCCUUUAAGACAUUUUUACAGAAUUAUCCUAAAGUGAAAGUUGUUUUUUUGGGUUCACGAAGGGGAGAUCCAGGAACUGAAAACUUAAAACAUUUUUGUCAAACUGAUGAUGAUUGGCCUUCAGUUCUGAGAGUUCUACCAAUUUUAAACUGGUCAUAUUCAGAGGUGUGGCAUUUUAUAAGAAGUUUACAACUGCCUUAUUGCGUUCUAUAUGAUCGUGGCUAUACAUCUUUAGGGCUCAAAUCUGGAACAGUGCAAAAUCCCUCCCUUUUAGUAGCUGAUAUUAGAGGUUUUCGUAUUUACAACCCAGCUUAUAUGCUGAAAGAUUCUAAAGAUGAAAGAAACAGUAGAUUGUAAAUUAAUUUGUUUUAUGAAAAUUGUAUUAAUAUUUUUAUAUAUUAUAUUGAAAUUAUAGUAGAUAUUUUUACAUAUAUUAAUUCCAAAAGUCAAAAUAUUAUUUAAUUUUCACAGCAUGUGCUAUUUUUGAUUAAAAAAUAAAAUAAUAUUAAUUUUUAUUGUUCUGUUAUGGUAAUUGCAUAAUUUUAAAAAACUUAUGUUUGUAAAGAUGAAAUUUUCUAAUCCUUUAUUUACUUGUUUUCUGAAGUGCU